CACGAGAUGUUACAAGCCCUGGUUGUGUGCUGCUCACUGUUGGUUGUAUAGGGCCUUUAUUGGCGAGUUUGAGAGAAAGUUUGUGUCUACAGGGUGUCCAUCACAUGUUCUACAUGCCAGCAUGUCAGCUCAGUGCUUUCACUGUGAUACUAACCAGUACUGAGCUCUGUCCGGUGAUCGUGUGGUCUGCGGAGUUUAACCCCCAGUUUCCAUAGCAGGUUAACCACGAAAGAUGUAAUUGGCAACAUUUUGUUUUUAUUUUUGUACUUUGAACAAGUGGUCAUGUGGUGAGAUUAUGUUUCUUAGUACUAUCAAGAAAGGGAUUCAUUCAACUGAGGAAUUACUAGCAUUUAGUCAUCUCAAAAAUAUCGAUAAAGACUUGUCGUCUGCUAAAAUGAGGAAGGCAUGAGAGCAGAUCAAGUCAGCCCCGACACCUACCCUGGCGGAUAUAUACAAAGUGUGUCACUACCUGGGUCAUCUGUGUGCGGGCGGCAGGCGGUGUGCGGUUUGCUGCACCAGCACAGACGCAGCAGACGACGCACCUACUGACAGCGCGGCGUCAGGAGACAACAACCCCGACAGCUCUAAUCAGCCACCGCUGGUGUCCGAGAAAGAAGCUGAAAUCGAAAUAAUCAUGACAGACUAUGAGAGCAUCAAGCGCAAGUGUCGUCUAACGGGGACACUUUUCGAGGACAAAGAUUUCCCAGCAAGCAGCGCUUCGCUGUACUUCCGCUCGUCCUUAUCGGCGCCACUCAUUGAGUGGAAACGACCUAAAGAAAUCGUCUCAAACCCUCAGUUCAUUGCAGACGAGGCGCUGUACGUGGAUCUUGAGCAGGGAACUCUAGGAAACUGCUGGUUUGUUGCUGCCGCAGCUUCAUUGGCGGCCUCCAACAAGUCUCUUCUUCAUAAGGUCGUGCCCCCAGAUCAGAACUUUGGCUCUGAAUAUGCAGGGAUAUUCCGCUUCAACUUCUGGCAGUACGGCAAGUGGCGGGAGGUGAUCGUGGACGAUCGUCUGCCCACACGGGAAGGUCGCCUGGAGUACGCGGCCAGCACCACCAAGCAUGAGUUCUGGUGCGCCCUCCUGGAGAAGGCCUUCGCCAAACUGUACGGCUGUUAUGAGGCUAUCGAUGGAGGCAGAGUGCACGACGCCCUGCUGGACAUGACAGGGGGAAUAACUGAGCUAAUCAAGCUGAAGGGGGCCAUUGAUGUGGAGAAGCUCACCAACAUCCUGACCAUGUGCUGGAGCAUGGAAACCCUCAUGGGCGCCGCCAUCUUUGAGACCUCUGUGGGCCGGAGAGAGACGAGGUUAAACACGGGAUUAUACACUGGCCACGCUUAUAGCCUCAUCAAACAUAAGACAGUCACACAUAAAGGUCAAAAGAAGAUGCUGCUUCUCGUCCGAAAUCCAUUCGGUCGCGGAGAGUGGAACGGAGCGUGGUCUGACACAGAUAGUGCGUGGAGCGAGAUCAGUGCCAGCGAGCGAGAAGACCAUGCCAUCCGCAAGAGAGACGACGGCGAGUUUUGGAUAAGUGUAGAGGACUUCAUCGAUAACUUCGACGAGCUGGAGUUAUGCCACCUGUCUCCUGACCUUCUGGCGCCAGAUAAAGACAGUGAACGGAUGGAAAGGAAGAAAUGGAAACAAAUCUCGUUCACCGGCCAGUGGAUCAAGGAUGUGACCUCUGGGGGACCGCUGAAGAGCUUCACCUCUCGUCAGUUUUGGACCAACCCCCAGUUCCGCGUGACCCAGGACCACACCGGGCCUGUCAAUGCUGUCAUCUCUCUGUUGGAGGUCACAGACAUGUUUCUUCGGAGCGUUGACGAUGUGAACAUCGGCUUCGUCAUCUUUAAGCUCAAGCCUGGAAAGGAACCUCCAGCCCGACUAACGGCGGACAACUAUUACGAGCACACCCCACAACUCGUGGACACAUCCGGGGCUUUCUGGCCCUACAGAGAGCGUGCCGUGCAUUUCGUCCUGGACCCCGGGGCUCACGUCGUUGUGCCCUGCACCUUCAUGCCGGGACAAGAAGCACAUUUUUAUUUGAGAAUAUUUUCGGAGCUACCUGUUGAUGUCAGUCCUGCCGAAGAGCGCCUUGGGCCGACAAGAGAACUGGAAAUACCAGAGACCAGUUUGAUAGACAGACUUUUCCAGAAGCAUCGAGGACCAGAUGGUCAGGUUGACGCCAGUAGCUUGCAAAAAAUACUUGCGGAGGCGAAGUUAGAAACGUACGGCAAACCUGACGGCUACUCUCUGGAAACCUGCCGCUGCCUUGUCUUCCUUGAUGAUACAUUUGUUGUAGGACUUCUUGACCAGGAGAAAGUAAAGUUGGCGUGGAAAAAUAUCCAGCUGUGGACGUUUGCCUUCAAAGAAGCAGAUUUAAGCGGUGAUGGCAAGGUCGACGCCUCCGAGCUGAAGGGGAUCUUCCAGAAGAUUGGCUUCAACCUGGACACUACUUCUUUGCACCGUGUGGUGCGGCGCUAUGGCGACCGUGAAGGUCGGAUGCACGAGGACGACUUCCUGCAGGCUUUCUGCCGUAUCCUCGGCCUCUACCAAAUCUUCAAGAGGAAAUCAGAAAAUGGUAAAAUCACAAUGGAGCUGAGUGAGUGGAUGGCCACAACACUGUACUCGUAACAUCUCCGACUGCACUACCACAUAUCGGUUGACCCCUCUCGCCACAGCUCAUGAGGUCAAGCAUCUGUAACGUGUCUUCCAUAGGAUUCCACAACCGCUAACUAACGUUCAGAUCAUCUUUAGUCUCUGAACAUCUAUGCAACACAAGGCAGCAUCUCUUAUCCUCGCCCUACCUCUUCUCCUCGGUUAUUCAUGGUACAUAGAGAUGGUGCGACUGGUGCUGUUAUGUAUGGUUAGAGAGUUUUUACUUGUGACUUUGCCUGUAUAUUUGAGGCCGUGUCUGUGUGUCCUUUGUGUGUGAUACUGUAUGUGUGGGUGUCACUGCCCAAAUCUUACGCGCACCCCAGCAAAACUUUAUCAAGUCGUCACUCAGUCAUCUUACUACUCGUAGUGUCCUAUGAACCAAUAUAAAGCAUGAACAGAUUGACACCUACCUAUUGAAACCAAAUAAGCACUUGAAGAAAACUGAAAGCAUGAAACGUGGACAAUUUCUAAAACAUAUGAAAAUACUGUGGCAUGUGUUUUCGCGGAUUUUACUUUAGCGGACAUGUAAACAAACAGCAGUCCUAGGCAUUUUUAAAAAAUCAAUAUAAAAUAUUAGGAAGUUGCUUAUUAGAAUUGGUAAUUUUAUAAUCCCAUUUUCUGGUGCAAGCCGUUAUAUGUUUCGGAAAGGAGUUAUACAAGUCUUUAGUAUAUUUUGCAUCGGAAUACUUCUCCCCUUAAUGACGCAUAGCUUCCACUGAACUACUCACUUCAAACACCUGCACACUGGGACUAGGAGUGUCUGAAGUGUUUUAACAAAUGUAUAAAAAGGGGGGGGGGACGGUUUGUUUGCUCAGUAUUAAUCAUGGCCGUAAACCCGCCAAAGGGAGUGGUUUCUCCCUUUCAAAUUACUUUAAAUAACAAAAGCCAUAUCCCACCAAUCAAAGUUUUUUUUAACAAUAUUCUUUUACAUUUUGUUUCUCAUUUAACAUGCAAAUCUGUCUUAGAUGUUUUAUUGAUUGUCUACUUUGACAUUUGGGUCUACAUUGCAGUUUACAAGUUGUCUCAGGAGAUUCUGUAAUGUUCGAACUUUGUAAUUAACUAACAGUGGCACUUCAAUUGUUCAUUCAAUAUUCAUAUCAGUAGAAGCUUUAUUUGUUUUUAGUUGCCAAUAUUUUUAUACUAGAAUGCUCGUUCUAGAAUUAGAGCGUUUGACUGUCUGUUGGUACUAUGUUCAUGUAAGCCACAGCUUGAAUAUCAUGUGGUAUUAUUUCCAUGUAAAUAGCUGAAUAAAUAACUGUUUAGAUGCGUCUUAUUGUCAAAACAUGUUCGCAUAGCCAGUCAAAAUAACUGACAGCUUAAAUACUUUUGAAACUAUAUUAAUAUAGUUGAUGUCUUGUAUAACACACGACAACGGAAACACAUGGUACAGUAUUAAUAAAUGCGGCACCUGUCACUUCA
Molecule: messenger RNA, 4072 nt
Organism: Pomacea canaliculata
Lineage: Eukaryota; Metazoa; Mollusca; Gastropoda; Architaenioglossa; Ampullariidae
Product: calpain-B-like
Exons: 22
Coding region: 635-2629 (664 amino acids)
Biological process (GO): proteolysis
Cellular component (GO): cytoplasm
Molecular function (GO): calcium-dependent cysteine-type endopeptidase activity; calcium ion binding
Source: RefSeq, a predicted model, not a curated record